Plasmodium relictum is the source of this 498-nucleotide messenger RNA. RefSeq names its product ATP synthase subunit C, putative. NCBI's taxonomy places the organism in Eukaryota, Apicomplexa, Aconoidasida, Haemosporida, Plasmodiidae. The coding region runs from base 1 to 498 and encodes 165 amino acids. The record is from RefSeq and is a predicted model, not a curated record. Gene Ontology annotation, biological process: proton motive force-driven ATP synthesis; proton transmembrane transport. The transcript has 4 exons. Gene Ontology annotation, molecular function: proton transmembrane transporter activity.
AUGAGUAAAUUUUUUUUUAAUACUUUAAAUUCUUCCCUAUUUCAAAAUUUUAAAUUAAAAAGCUCAUUUUUAAGUAGUGGAUACUUUGUUGCUAAUAGAAAUUUCUCAACUAAAGUAGGGGGGACUUUUUAUUACAAUGAUUUAUUUAAAACAAAUAGAUUUUUUAAAUAUUAUCACACUUCUCCAUUUAUAAGCAAAACAAUUAACAAUGCAAAUUCCAAUGCUCUUCUUCAGAAGGAUGAAAAAAAUUAUAUUAAUCAUCAAUUAGGUGUCAGGCAUGAUAGUGGUAUAGCAAGCUUAUCAGCAGCUAUUGCACUAAUAUCAGUUGGAGGGGUAGCUCAAGGUAUAGGUAAUUUAUUUUCUGCGUUAGUUUUAGGUACAAGCAGGAAUCCAUCUAUAAAAGAUGAAUUGUUCACUUAUACAUUAAUAGGAAUGGGUUUCUUAGAAUUUUUAGGUAUUAUUUGUGUAUUAAUGAGUGCUGUUCUGUUAUAUUCAUAA